AUGAUGGGACAUGAGAAUCAGACUUACAGCAGUGACUUCAUUCUGUUGGGACUGUUCUCUUCUUCCCAAACAAGUCUGCUUUUCUUUUCUUUUAUAUUAAUUAUUUUUAUUAUGACCAUAACAGAAAAUACUGUCAUGAUUCUCCUCAUCCACAGGGACCCACGACUUCAUACUCCAAUGUAUUUCCUGCUCAUCCAUCUCUCUUUUAUGGAUAUCUUACAUAUUUCCAAUAUUGUUCCCAAAAUGGUCACUGACUUUCUAUCAGGCAACAGAACUAUUUCUUUUGCUGGUUGUGGCUUCCAGGUAUUUCUAUCCCUCACCCUCUUGGGUGGUGAGUGCCUUCUCCUGGCAGUAAUGUCCUAUGAUCGCUAUAUAGCCAUCCGUCACCCAUUGCACUAUCCCAUUCUUAUGAAUGACUAUUUCAGCAUUCUCAUGGCUACAGGGUCCUGGCUUAUUGGGACUGUCAACUCCAUAGUUCACACGGCUUACACACUCCAUCUUCCUUUCUGUGGCUCAAGAGCUAUUGAUCACUUUUUCUGUGAAAUCCCUGCAAUGUUGAAAUUGUCCUGUAUGGACACAACACACUACGAACUAGGAGUUUACGUAAGUGGCAUCAUUUUCCUGCUCAUCCCUUUCUCCCUAAUUUUUGCUUCUUAUGUCCAAGUUCUCCUUACUGUCCUCCAAAUGAAAUCAUCUGAAGCACAGAAAAAGUCAUUUUUCACCUGCUUUUGCCACAUGGUUGUGGUCAUAAUGUACUAUGGGCCAUUUAUUUUCACAUACAUGAGACCUAAGUCAUACCACACUCCAGGCCAAGAUAAGUUCCUGGCCAUAUUCUAUACUGUCCUCACUCCCACACUCAACCCAAUUAUUUACAGCUUUAGAAAUAAAGAUGUUUUGGUGGCAAUGAAAAAUAUGCUCCAAAAUAUCUUUCCACAUAAAAAUAUUGGAAAAAAUACUUGGAGUGUGUGUCGUACAUAUUUCUGUAUUCAAUACCUAAAAGAAUUGCAUUAUUGGUUUCUCCUGAGAAGAAAAUCGUAG
Molecule: messenger RNA, 1038 nt
Organism: Diceros bicornis minor
Lineage: Eukaryota; Metazoa; Chordata; Mammalia; Perissodactyla; Rhinocerotidae
Product: olfactory receptor 2AJ1-like
Exons: 1
Coding region: 1-1038 (345 amino acids)
Biological process (GO): G protein-coupled receptor signaling pathway
Cellular component (GO): membrane
Molecular function (GO): G protein-coupled receptor activity; olfactory receptor activity
Source: RefSeq, a predicted model, not a curated record